Messenger RNA from Phaedon cochleariae (mustard beetle), 2409 nucleotides. The record is from the annotation of a GenBank genome assembly. NCBI's taxonomy places the organism in Eukaryota, Metazoa, Arthropoda, Insecta, Coleoptera, Chrysomelidae.
AAGUCCUCAACUGGAGACAAGCAUCUCACCUCACCUGAUAUGAACAGCUUCAAGAAGGUAUCAUUAUCAUUGGUAUCAAGUCAAGCAUCAACAGUUUUCUCGGUAUUUUCCUUUCAAGUUGACUACCUAUUCUGAAUUUUGAUAAAAAUGAAGGAAGAUAGUGAUAAUUUCGAAUUGUCAGAUGAAGAAAUAGACGACAGGAAACAUGAAAAAUUAUUGACAGAUGUUCUCAAUCUGAAUAAAAGACAGAAUCUUAAGAAGCCAUCUCGUACAGAGCCAAGGGCUCAAAUUUCAGAAUUUACAUUAGCAAAGUCUCUAGGUGAAACUAAAGACUUAGUUCAUAUAAAUGAUCUCACCAGACUAUUGAGUAGUCGAAAAAAAUAUGUAGAAGUAUCCAGAAAAGUGAAGUCAACAAAUUCCAAAAGUAAAACUUUACCAAAACCACUAGACAAACAUCAGGUGGAACGUAUCAAGAGAGCUGUCAAUUAUGAGAAAUCCAGAUUACAACUAGAUAGGUGGGAAGCACUUGUGACUUCUAACAGAGCUGCAACAAAUGUGUCUUUUCCCUUAGACAGCAUUGAGAAGGUAAACAUUGAGGAAAAGAAAGCUGAGAUUUACCCUUCAACUUGGAGAAUCAAAUCUGAUUUACAAAAAGAAUUAGAAAAACUUGAACCAAAAGUUGAAGAGUAUCAUAUAAAGGAUGAUGAAAAACAUCAAUACCCUCUGACAUUGGAAGAACUAAAAGAGAGAAGAAAAGAGUCAGCCAAGUUGAGAGCCCAUCAGAGUUAUAAAGAAGCUAAAGCAAGGCGUCAAAAUAAAAUCAAGAGUAAAAAAUACCACAGAAUCCAGAGGAGAGAAAAAAUCAAAGAAUCACUCAAGCAAUUUGAGCAACUGCAAAAAACAAACCCAGAAGAAGCUUUGAAAAAAUUGGAGGACAUUGAAAAAGCUAGAGCUGAAGAAAGGUUCAGUUUGAGACACAAGGGAACUGGACAAUGGGCUAAAAAUAAGCAAGUGCGAGCUAAAUAUGAUAAAGAGAGUCGACAAGUUUUGGCGCAACAACUAGCUAUCAGCAGGGAUUUAACGCAAAAAAUUAAAGCUGUUGAUAGUGAAUCAGAGGAAGAAGCUGUUGAAUCUGAAGAAAAAGAUAGAACUAAGAGUGAUGGAACUAAUCCAUGGGUUACUGGAAUAAAACCAGAUAAAGAUGUAAUUGAUUUUGUGAGUGGUUAUCGAAAAUAUUGGAAUGACAAAAAUAAAGAAGGGAACAAUGAAAAUUCUGUUGUCAAUGUUCAGGAAGCUGAUGAAAAGAAAAUUGCGAAAGAGAAUAAUGUAAAGGCAUCAUCUAAGAAUUCUAAGAGGGUGAAAAUUCCAAAUGAGUCAGAAAAAGUCUGUCCAAACCAUAUAACCACUAUUGAACAAAACAACUCUUUCAGCACUUCAGAAUGGGAGGUCAGCUUUCAGAAUGAUGGUGGUAGUGAUAUUGAAGAUGUGUUCGAGAAGCUGGAAGAAACACUCGACAAGAAAUUGAAAAAGAAAUUCAGUGCAAUUGAAGGAAAAAGCAAAGGAAAAGCUAAAAAAAAGAAGAAACAAAAAUCUAAACAGAAAACGAUCAGUAAUCAGCCGUCAAAUCAAAAGAUUGAUUUAUCCAUGCCUUCAAAGAGAAAGAAGCCAAUGGUAGAUGAAGAAAUGAUGGAACAACCACACAAUCUUGAAAGUGAAAAUGGAGAUGCAAGAAGUCCAGACCUGAUUGCUCUUAAAAAUUUGUUGGAAACAAAAGAAAAAGACCAGGAAGUCCCAAACAUUAAUCCAAAUCAGUUCAUUCAGCCCAAGAAGACCAAUCUCAGUACUGCAAUCCCAGAUAUCCUAACCAAUGAAGAUGAUGAAGAAGAAACUGAUCAGAGGGACAUUAUACUGGAAGCUUUUGAGGACGAUGAUAUUGCUGUGGACUUUGAGAAAGAAAAAGCCAAUGAAAUUGAAAAAGACACUCCCAAAGAUAUUGAUUUGAAUCUUCCCGGUUGGGGUAGUUGGGCAGGAGGUAACAUAGAUCAUACCAAGCGCAAAAGAAAACGAUUCAUAAUUAAGAUGCCCUCACAAAUGCCCAGGAAAGAUGACAAUAAGGGAUCGCUGAUCAUAAAUGAAAAGGCACAAGCCAAAAUUAAGCCUUUAUUGGUGUCGGAAGUUCCUUUUCCAUUCAAGAGCGUGAAGGACUAUGAAGCUAGCAUUAGGGCGCCUAUUGGUAAUACAUUCGUGCCGGAGACUGCUUUCAAAAGGCUCAUCGAACCGGCGGUUACAACAAAAAUGGGUGCUAUUAUUGAACCUAUAAGUAAGGGUAUUUUGGUGGGUACUAAGAAAUUUUAAGAACCUAUGAAGUUAAUGUUGCCGUUUGUUAUUCGGCUUCAAAUUGAACUAUGU